CUCCGACCCUUCCUCUCCUUCGCGACACCCGACAACUAACCCGGUUCAAGUCGACAAAGCAGCCAAGAUGCCUCGCGGACCUAAGAAGCACCAGAAGCGCCUCAGUGCGCCUUCGCACUGGCUCCUGGACAAGAUGUCCGGAACCUAUGCCCCCAAGGCCUCCCCCGGUCCUCACAAGCUCCGGGACUGCCUGCCCCUGAUCGUCUUCAUCCGCAACCGUCUCAAGUACGCCCUGAACGGUCGUGAGGUCAAGGCCAUCCUGAUGCAGCGUCUCAUCAAGGUCGACGGCAAGGUCCGCACCGACUCCACCUACCCCGCUGGCUUCAUGGAUGUCAUCGGCGUCGAGAAGACCGGCGAGAACUUCCGUCUCAUCUACGACACCAAGGGUCGCUUCACCGUGCACCGCAUCCAGGCCGAGGAGGCCGAGUACAAGCUCUGCAAGGUCAAGCGUGUUCAGCUCGGCAAGGGCGGGAUCCCAUUCUUGGUUACGCACGAUGCGAGAACCAUCCGCUACCCCGACCCCGCCAUCAAGGUCAACGACACCGUCAAGGUUGACGUGAACACUGGCAAGAUCGUCGACUUCGUCAAGUUCGACACCGGUGUGGUCAUCAUGGUCACCGGUGGACGUAACAUGGGUCGUGUCGGUGUUGUCACCCACCGUGAGCGUCACGAUGGUGGUUUCAACAUCGUCCACGUCAAGGACGCCAUCGACAACACCUUCGCCACCCGUGAGUCCAACGUCUUCGUCAUCGGACAGGACAAGCCCUGGAUCUCUCUGCCCAAGGGCAAGGGUGUCAAGCUCUCCAUCGCCGAGGAGCGUGACCGCCGCCGCGCCUACGCCAUCUCCAACUAA
Aspergillus heteromorphus CBS 117.55 is the source of this 853-nucleotide messenger RNA. RefSeq names its product 40S ribosomal protein eS4. Gene Ontology annotation, cellular component: ribosome; cytosolic small ribosomal subunit. The coding region runs from base 68 to 853 and encodes 261 amino acids. Gene Ontology annotation, biological process: translation. Gene Ontology annotation, molecular function: RNA binding; structural constituent of ribosome. The transcript is spliced from 4 exons. The record is from RefSeq and is a predicted model, not a curated record. Lineage: Eukaryota; Fungi; Ascomycota; Eurotiomycetes; Eurotiales; Aspergillaceae.